This is a messenger RNA of Gavialis gangeticus (Gharial), 6226 nucleotides long. RefSeq names its product membrane associated guanylate kinase, WW and PDZ domain containing 2 (gene MAGI2). The record is from RefSeq and is a predicted model, not a curated record. The transcript is spliced from 23 exons. The coding region runs from base 453 to 4724 and encodes 1423 amino acids. Lineage: Eukaryota; Metazoa; Chordata; Crocodylia; Gavialidae. Gene Ontology annotation, cellular component: dendrite; cytoplasm. Gene Ontology annotation, biological process: signal transduction; receptor clustering. Gene Ontology annotation, molecular function: type II activin receptor binding; beta-1 adrenergic receptor binding; signaling receptor complex adaptor activity.
CUGAGAAAAUUCAAAAGUAAUAGGUAGGGAUGGGGAUAGAAUAGGUCAUCAUUGCUGGGAAAUGUAAAGGACCCUGACUAAACUGGAGCGGAGUUAGGCUGCUGGUGGGGGUGGAGAGAGAAAGAGAGAGAGGGAGAGAUGUGUGUGGGGGGGAGCGCUGCUUCAUCUUUUGAGAGGAGGGAAAACAAAAGAGCUCAGCUGCAGUUUUGUGUUUCUGUGUCUGGCUUUAGCAGAAAAUUCUAGACAUCCGUCCUGAAAAAUCAAAGCACAGCUGAGAGACUACAUCUAUCAGGAAGAUAUUUUUUCCCCUCAGAAUGGGUUGGAUCAGUACAGGUGGUUUGCAGAUCAUGCGAAGACAGACUGGCUGAGCACCAUGGAAAGGCACCACAAGGCCACAUAAGGAGGGGGAGGUCCCUGGUGUGGACUAUAUUUUCAUCACUGUUGAAGAUUUUAUGGAGUUGGAGAAAAGCGGUGCUCUCCUAGAAAGUGGAACAUAUGAAGACAACUAUUACGGCACUCCAAAACCUCCUGCCGAACCAGCUCCACUACUGUUAAAUGUAACAGACCAGAUCCUUCCAGGUGCAACACCUAGUGCUGAAGGCAAACGGAAGCGAAAUAAGUCAGUGAGCAAUAUGGAAAAGACAGGUAUUGAACCACCUGAGGAGGAAGAAGAAGAGAGGCCUGUAGUUAAUGGAAAUGGCAUGGCUGUAACACCAGAAUCAAGUGAACAUGAGGAGAAGAGUAUGGGCGUCUCAGGUGAAAUUUCCUCACAGCCUUGCCCUGCACCAGGAUACAGUCAGCCUGAAGAAGCAAAGGAGGAUAUGGACGUAACAAAGCAGACAAAACCUGAAGAGAAUGAUGAUUUGGGCCCGUUGCCUGAUAACUGGGAAAUGGCUUACACAGAAAAAGGGGAAGUCUACUUUAUUGACCAUAACACAAAGACAACAUCAUGGCUGGAUCCACGACUUGCGAAAAAGGCUAAACCUCCAGAAGAGUGCAAAGAAAAUGAGCUUCCAUAUGGCUGGGAGAAAAUUGAUGAUCCCAUUUAUGGCACUUAUUAUGUUGACCACAUAAAUAGAAGAACGCAAUUUGAAAAUCCUGUCCUAGAAGCAAAAAGGAAGCUACAGCAACAUAACAUGCCCAACGCAGAACUUGGAACUAAGCCUAUGCAGGCCCAAAGUUUCCGAGUAGAAAGCUCCUCAUCAACAUUACCUAGGCCAAAACAUGUUCACCUGCGCCCUGCUCUUCAGAGGUCUCUCAGUGUGAAUGACUUGUCUCAGUGUCGGCGGGACUAUGCUGGAAUGUACAGGCUGUAUGAAAAACCACUCUUCACCCGUGAUGCAUCACAACUGAAAGGGACUUUCCUCAGCACAACUCUCAAGAAGAGCAACAUGGGCUUUGGAUUUACCAUCAUUGGUGGGGACGAGCCAGAUGAGUUUCUACAAGUGAAGAGUGUAAUUCCUGAUGGGCCUGCAGCACAGGAUGGUAAAAUGGAGACAGGUGAUGUCAUUGUCUAUAUUAAUGAAGUUUGUGUCCUUGGACAUACUCACGCAGAUGUAGUCAAACUCUUCCAAUCAGUUCCUAUUGGUCAGAGUGUCAACUUGGUGCUAUGUCGUGGAUACCCUUUGCCCUUUGAUCCUGAAGAUCCUGCCAACAGCAUGGUGCCACCACUUGCAGUAAUGGAGAGGCCUCCAGUAGUGGUAAAUGGAAGACAUAACUAUGAAACUUAUUUGGAAUACAUAUCUAGGACCUCUCAAUCUGUUCCAGAUAUAACAGAUCGACCACCACAUUCCUUGCACUCCAUUCCAGCAGAUAGUCAACUUGAUAGCACAUUCCCACCACCUGUUCAUGAUGAUAAUGUAUCAAUGGCUUCUUCUGGGGCCACACAAGCUGAACUCAUGACCUUAACCAUUGUGAAAGGGGCCCAGGGCUUUGGCUUCACUAUAGCAGACAGUCCUACAGGACAGAGGGUGAAGCAAAUUCUAGACAUUCAGGGAUGCCCUGGUUUGUGUGAAGGUGACCUCAUUGUUGAGAUCAACCAGCAGAAUGUACAGAACCUGAGCCAUGCAGAAGUAGUGGAUAUACUUAAAGAAUGUCCUGUUGGAAGUGAAACUUCUUUGAUUAUACAUAGAGGAGGUUUCUUUUCUCCAUGGAAAACUCCAAAGCCUAUGAUGGAGCGAUGGGAGAACCAAGGCAGUCCUCAGACAAGUUUAUCUGCUCCAGCGAUACCACAGAAUAUUCCCUUUCCACCCACCCUUCACAGGAGUUCAUUUCCUGAUUCAACAGAGGCCUUUGAUCCAAGGAAACCUGACCCAUAUGAGCUAUAUGAGAAAUCAAGAGCUAUUUAUGAAAGUAGGCAGCAAGUGCCGCCCAGGACUGGUUUUCGAAUGGAUUCCUCUGGUCCAGAUUACAAAGAGCUGGAUGUUCACCUUCGGAGGAUGGAGUCUGGAUUUGGCUUCAGAAUCCUGGGAGGAGAUGAACCUGGACAGCCUAUUCUGAUUGGAGCUGUAAUUUCAAUGGGCUCUGCAGACAGAGAUGGUCGUCUACAUCCUGGUGAUGAGUUGGUGUAUGUAGAUGGGAUUCCAGUAGCUGGCAAAACCCACCGAUAUGUGAUUGAUCUCAUGCAUAAUGCAGCCCGAAAUGGGCAAGUGAAUCUUACUGUGAGAAGAAAGGUGCUAUCAACAGAGUCCUGCAGCCAGAAACCCUCCCUCCAACCUGGCACAACACCGCCAAGCAGCUCCCCAAACUCUAGGAAAAUGGCCAGUAACCAAGGAGAACCGUGCCCAGAGAAUGGCAGAAGCCCAGGCUCAGUGUCUACUCACCACAGUUCUCCAAGAAGUGACUAUGCUGCUUACACUAACAGUAAUCAUGCUGUAUCUAGUAGUAAUGCUACACCCCCAGAGGGGUUUAGUUCUCACAGCUUACAAACCAGUGAUGUUGUCAUCCACCGCAAAGAGAAUGAAGGGUUUGGCUUUGUUAUCAUCAGCUCUUUGAACAGGCCUGAGUCUGGAUCUACAAUAACUGUACCCCAUAAAAUAGGGCGGAUAAUUGAUGGAAGUCCUGCUGACCGCUGUGCAAAACUAAAAGUCGGAGACCGGAUCUUAGCUGUGAAUGGCCAAUCUAUUAUUAAUAUGCCUCAUGCAGAUAUUGUGAAGCUAAUUAAAGAUGCAGGUCUUAGUGUAACACUUCGCAUCAUCCCUCAGGAGGCUUCCCAUUAUGCAGAGCUGAACAGUCCAGCUUCAGCACCAAGCUCAGAGAAACAGAGCCCCAUGGCACAGCAGCACAGCCCGAUGGCUCAGCAGAGUCCACUAGCACAGCAGAGCCCAGUAGCACAGCACAGCCCUGUAGCACAGCCACCACCUCCACAACCACUCCAGUUACAAGGACAUGAAAACAGUUAUAGGUCAGAAGUAAAAGCAAGACAAGAUGUGAAACCUGACAUCCGACAACCUCCGUUUACAGACUACCGGCAGCCCUCAACAGACUACAGACAACCUCCAUUAGACUACAGGCAUCCACCAGUAGUGGAUUACCAGCAGCCACCACCUCUGGACUACCGGCAGCCACCUUUGAUAGAUUAUAGGCAGCAUUCUCCUGACACCAGGCAAUACCCUCUCUCAGAUUACAGGCAGCCCCAGGAUUUUGAUUAUUUCACUGUUGACUUGGAGAAGGGAGCCAAAGGAUUUGGAUUUAGCAUUCGAGGAGGAAGAGAGUACAAAAUGGAUUUGUAUGUGUUGAGGUUAGCAGAAGAUGGGCCAGCAAUAAGAAAUGGAAGGAUGAGGGUUGGGGAUCAAAUAAUUGAAAUCAAUGGAGAAAGCACAAGGGACAUGACACAUGCCAGAGCAAUAGAGCUUAUCAAAUCUGGUGGCAGGAGAGUGCGGCUGCUGCUGAAGCGUGGAACAGGCCAGGUCCCAGAAUAUGACGAACCAAACUCCUGGAGUUCUCCCUCUGCCACCUCCCCAGGUCUGCCGGAAGUAGCUAUUUCCCUUGAUGACAUAAUCUCACCAUUAUCUUCAUCACAUCUAGCCCCACCUUCUGACCCUUCCCAUCAGAUAAACCCAGAGCCAACAUGGGAUAUCAAGAGGGAACAUGAUGUAAGAAAACCAAAGGAGCUUUUGGCAAAUGGUCACAAAAAGAAAAGGGUAGGAGAGCAAAGAGAAAGGUCAGCAAGUCCUAAAAAGAUAGACAGGUCAAAGCAUGAAGAGGCUUCUAGGAAGGGAUAUUUAGAAGGCAAAAACAGGACCCCUGAUGGUGGCAGGUCCACCUCUGAAAGUAAAGCUGUGGGACAGAGCACUGUGGUCGAAGCUGGAGCAAGAGAGCAUGUGUGUGCUGGGACCAGUGACGAACAGGUCGGGAGACUGAAGAAGUCAGAAAGCAAGAGAGGGGGAUCUCUAAGUGCAAAAGAAGAUCACAGAUCCUCCAGUACCACUGAGAAGAAACCAGCUGCAGCUUCUGAACAUGUCAGGCUUGACUCAGGUGGUGCUACAAAAACGUACGGUAGCAAUAGCUGUAGCUCAUAUGGAAGCGAUAUGGACCACAACCAGAGGGACCCUGAUGGGAAACCCAGUGAGUUCCCGAGGAAGGGAUAUCUUCAUUCCAUUAACACUCGUAGCACCAACACUACAGUUCGGAAGGCAACCGUCUCACCAGGACCAUGGAAAAUUCCCGGAUCUGAUAAGCUACCUAGCGUACUAAAGUCUGGCACUUCUGCCAUGAGCAGAUAAAUAAGUGACUGUUGCCCUCUAACUGUUUCACAUUGACGCAGAACAUUCUUCUUAGCUUCUGUCUCACAUUGAUUUAUUUUAAUUUAUUUUAACUAUCACGCAUACACACAAAGCAUUGAGGAAUGAAAACAUUAAUGUGUAAUUCCAUGACAAUGUGCACAGUGUCUAAUAAGCUCAAACAGCAUAUAGUCAACAUGGAGAUUUAAAACUGACCCUAAAGUCCCCAGUUCCAUUUUAGGGACUUUGGCAGCUAUGGAAGAAACCAAAACAUUAUGACGGACAGUACAUCAGAGAAGAAUGGUGCAGUGUAGCUUUAGUAUUUUUUCCACUGCAUGAAGGACUUGGAUUUCAUUCAAACUUUAUAUCAAGAAACUGGAACAAGUUAGAGCAAUCACAAACUGGAACAUCGCCUUAAAUAAAAACUGCACGGAGCAAGCUGAAACUGAGAAAGGAUCUUUUAACUGAGCUAAAAUGUUGUAAAUAAAUUGUUCUCAACAUAUCUAGACAGGGGUUAAAGGGUUUCUCUGAAGCAUUUGGAACUGUACACUCAUGAUAUGUCUCCACUGUUAACACUUUGGGAUAAUCCACAUGAUACCCAGUAGCAUAGUUCACUGGGUGCUACAGGAGGAGUUGGGGAAUCUAGUGGAUUAGUUGCUGUGAUACCAUUUCUACUGCCAUUUUUGUGAACAAAUCAUAUUUCUGUACAUUGGAAAGGAGUUAGGGUGGAGUUGUAUUUGCAAAUUGUCCUCGGAAACCGUUUAUCACAGGUUCCCCUAAUAUUGCAUGUAGCACACAAUCUUAAUUGGGCAAGCUCAAAACUGAGACACUAACAAGAUCCUUGUAAUGGAAAGAUGAUUCUUAAAAGAAAAAAAAGCUGCAGCUUCCUUGAAAAAAGGCCUUUCUCUCUUGCAGAAUAUGGUGACUUUGCUAGAGUGCUAUAUUGCAGUUAUUUUUAAAGACUUUAAAUUCUUCUUCUUCACUUUGACAGAACAGAUGCUACUAAGGCAAACAUUCACCCAAACAAAACUUGUUUCUGAGACAGAUGCUCAAGUGUCCUCGUUUGUAGUAUGGAAAUGCCUCUGCUAGCAUUUCUUCCCUUUUUGCCCCGCAUUUUUAUUUUUAUCCUACUUGCUUCCCUGUCUUGAAUUUCAAGCCUUAAGUACUAAUGCUUAACUUUCCAGUCUGCCUUCAUAAGACUCCAUGUGCCGUCAGCACCGUCUUGUCCCUGGUAAGUUACUGUAGGGUUUGUUCGUUGUGUGCCAAAAAAGCCAUGGGCAAUAAUACACUGGUUGUUAAAAAAAAAAUCAGGAAGAUAAAUAUUCUCAGAAAAGUAUAUAUUUUAAAGUUAGGUAUCAACUGUUCUGCAUGUGCUCUCUCCAGAAGAGUCACAUUUGAGAUUAGCAUUGUUCCAAUAGGUUAGUACCCUACUAUCGCUCUAAAAUAUUGCUCUAGACUGAGAUACUCAGUUUCAUUCUCUUCUUACAAGUAUGUGGGCAUGGUUU